Messenger RNA from Peromyscus leucopus (white-footed mouse), 526 nucleotides. RefSeq names its product serine/arginine repetitive matrix protein 1-like. The record is from RefSeq and is a predicted model, not a curated record. Lineage: Eukaryota; Metazoa; Chordata; Mammalia; Rodentia; Cricetidae. The transcript has 2 exons. Bases 80 to 505 code for a protein of 141 amino acids.
UGGCUACCUGAACAUCUCUGCAAACAUUGUGGGGUCCAGUCUAGAGCCGGGGCCACCAGCUUAGCCCACACCGCGGCCCAUGGUUCGGCUGGCCCCGCCCUGCGCAGUCGCGGCCCAGAGGGUGAGUGGGAGGGGGUGGAGGUGGGUCGGUGGAGCCCGAGCCUCCGGUACGGCCCCGGCCGGUCUUAGCAGGAAGCGCCGCCGCCGCCGCCGCCGCCGCCGCGGAUCACCGAGCGGCCUCCCGCGCAUGCGCCAUAGGGGCCAGGGGCAGCCCUGGGGAUUCCGUUCCCAGAAGGCACCGCGCAGGCUGCUACCGCCGCCGCCGCCGCCGCCGCCGCCGUCGCUGUCGCUGCCGCCGCCGCCACCGCCGCAGCCGCCGCCGCCGCUGCCCGGACGGGAGAGGGGCGGGGCCGGGCCCCCGCCCAGCGGGCCGCGGCGAGCCAACAGGAGGGGACGCAGUGCGCAUGCGGGAGCGCGCGCGCCCCUCCCCACCACCCCCCAUUAAUCCCCAGGAGAACAAACACCC